AUGAAGUAUGUAGAGAUUUACCAGCAAGCCAUUCUUCUAGCUGUGACAUAUAUCUCCCUACUUCUAGCAGAUUAUGCUCCUUACUUCUAUAACAAUGCACCAAACAGCACCAAUGGGAACAUGGCUAUGUUGAGCAUUCCUGAGGAUACGCCUAUAGGAUCACAUCUGUACACUUUAAAUGGCACAGAUCCAGAGGGAAAUUCAGUCACUUACCACAUGACCUUUGAACCUGGAACAAAACAAUAUUUUGCAGUGGAACCACAAACAGGAGAUGUCACUUUGGUGGAGGAGCUGGACAGAGAGAAAGAAGAUGAAAUUGAAGUACUUGUUGGCAUUUCUGAUAGUGUGAAUAAAGUUGUCGAAAAGGUUCGAAUACUUGUAACAGAUGCCAAUGAUGAGUGCCCAGAGUUCAUUAAUAGACCCUAUAUCAUUAAUAUCCCUGAGGACACCCCUUCGGGGACCAGCAUAUUCAAGGUGCAGGCAGUGGACAAAGACAAUGGAUCUGGAGGCAGUGUCACUUAUUUUCUGCAGAAUAUGCAGAAGAACAAGUUUUCAAUGGAUCGAUACAGUGGGGUCCUUCGACUAAAAUCAAGUGUAACUCUGGAUUUUGAGAAGUCUACGACCCACUUUGUUACUGUUAAAGCCAAGGAUGGAGGUGGCAAGUUGAGAGGAAUGCAUCGAAUUUGCUCUUCCUCAACCACUGUAACAAUCAAUGUUUUGGAUAUUCAGGACACUCCUCCCAUAUUUUCUGGCACACCAUAUUUUGGAUACGUGUAUGAAGAUACUGAACCUGGUUCAGAAAUAUUUACAGUGACGGCCUAUGAUGGAGACCGUGGGAACCCCAAUCCAAUCCAUUACACUAUUGCACAUGGAAACGAUGGAUCUUUUGAUAUUAAUAGCACAACUGGGGCUAUUACUCUCCUUCGAGCCACAAAGUUUCUUCAGAAGGACAUUUACAAACUUCUAAUUCAGGCCUCAGAGGUUAAUCCAGAUGUUGAUGUACAAACGUUUAUGACAGCUAUGGUAACAAUCCAGGUGGUGGACCUCAACAAUCAUCGCCCCACUUUUUAUGGUGAGAAUGGUCCCCAGUCACAAUUUGAGAUUACAAUGCAUGAACAUCCCCUGGAAGGAGAGAUACUGCGUGGACUGAAAAUAACAGUAAAUGACUCUGAUCAGGGAACAAAUGCACAAUUCAACCUCAGGCUAGAGGGCCCAGAUGGUAUUUUCCGAAUUAUUCCCCAAAUUGUCAUCAACGAGGCACAAGUCACAAUCAUAGUGGAGAACUCGACUGCUAUUGACUAUGAAAUUAUCCAAUUGUUUAGUUUUAAGCUCCUUGCUAUUGAAUCAGACACUCCAGAAAAGUUUAGUUCCACGGCUGACAUUAUCAUUCAACUGCUGGACACAAAUGACAAUAUUCCUAAAUUCACUUCCGAGUUCUACAUUGCACGGAUUCCCGAAAACUCUCCUGGGGGUUCUCCUGUUAUAUGUGUUACGGCAAAUGAUGCCGACUCAGAAAUGUGGGGAGAUGUGAAGUAUUCCAUAUAUGGAACAGGAGCUGAUCUAUUUCUGAUUCACCCAACUACGGGGAUUAUAUACACUCAGCCUUGGGCUGUGCUGGAUGCUGAGGUACAAUCUAGAUACAAUUUUCACAUCAAAGCGGCAGAUGUGGAAGGAAAGCAUAGCUUGGCUGAAGUCUUUGUAACAGUCCUAGAUGUCAAUGAUCACUACCCAGAAUUUAGUGAGGGGAUUUUGGAGCAAGUUAUGAUCAUUGGAUUGCCUGUGAAAGUCGAGGCCAAAGAUGAAGAUGCAGAAGAACCGAAUAAUAUUAUAGAUUACUCAAUAAUGCAAGCAGAUCCUGCAAAUGUUUUUGACAUUGAUCAAGCCACAGGGGAGAUUGUGCUGAAGUCCUACAUCAAAUCUCUGGAGGUCAUUCACAACAUCACCAGAAACAAAGACUGUCAGUGGUCACUAGUGGUGUUAGCUAAAGACAGAGGCUCUCCUUCCUUCAGCACAACAGCAGUUGUGAGGAUCGACAUUACAGAGGAGACUUCAGGCAAAGGGCACAUGGCAGACUUUUUGUUGCAAUCUAAAGAUAAUCCUAUGAAAACCCUAGGAGUGCUAGCUGGCAUAGUUUGUUUUUUUGUGAUGCUUACAAUUUUAAUUUCGACAAUCAUGUUUUGGCGGAACAAAAAGUCCAACAGAGUUGGCCCAGUGAGGCGUAUCAUAAAGAAAAGGCCACGCCAUAGAUCAAAGACUCGCAGAUCUAAAUGGUUUCAAAAUAAGAAAUCAGGCAAAAGAAACAUUGGUUUCACAGCUUCUGAAGCCAACCACCAUUUGCAAGAUGUGAGCACCAGAUGUAACCGUCCACCACUUCCGUUGCCAUGUGCACCUUUGCUUCCUCCUCAACCUUCUAUACUCCCGACCAGUCUCAACCAGCCAGAUUGGGUCCUGCCGACAGUGUCGGGAUCACUCAGCUCCAAGGGGUCCCAUAUCCCACAACAGACAAAAUGCAAGAUGUCGAACAUCAACAGUGCCCUGGUGUCAGAGCUUAAACAGCGAUUCGAACAGAAAAAGAAUGAAGAUGCUUCUAAGCUAUAUUUAUGA
Hemiscyllium ocellatum (epaulette shark) is the source of this 2604-nucleotide messenger RNA. It is a transcript of the gene cdhr1a, whose product is annotated as cadherin-related family member 1a. The transcript has 17 exons. Lineage: Eukaryota; Metazoa; Chordata; Chondrichthyes; Orectolobiformes; Hemiscylliidae. The record is from RefSeq and is a predicted model, not a curated record. Gene Ontology annotation, cellular component: plasma membrane; catenin complex; adherens junction. The coding region runs from base 1 to 2604 and encodes 867 amino acids. Gene Ontology annotation, biological process: calcium-dependent cell-cell adhesion; homophilic cell-cell adhesion; cell-cell junction assembly. Gene Ontology annotation, molecular function: cadherin binding; calcium ion binding.